UCCCAUUUCUGUGUUACACAGGAAGUAGCACGGAUGUAAUUUGAUGCUGCGCUUGGCCGUCUUCCGGUCUCUUUUCCCACGGCCACCGAACGAAAAUGACCAAGGGGACAUCAUCUUUCGGUAAACGCCGAAACAAGACGCACACUUUGUGCCGUCGCUGUGGAGCCAAGGCUUAUCACCUGCAGAAGUCUUCCUGCGGCAAGUGUGGCUACCCCGAAAAGCGCAAGAGAAAGUACAACUGGAGCGCUAAGGCCAAGAGGAGGAACACCACGGGGACCGGUCGUCUGAGACACCUGAAGGUUGUCUACCGCAGAUUCAGAAAUGGUUUCCGGGAAGGUACCACGCCCAAACCCAGACGUGCUGCAGUGGCCGCCUCCAGCUCAUCCUAAAUGACACAUUUUUUGACUAAAAUAAAUUGGAUGUUAAACAGGA
Messenger RNA from Austrofundulus limnaeus, 432 nucleotides. It is a transcript of the gene rpl37, whose product is annotated as ribosomal protein L37. The transcript is spliced from 4 exons. Gene Ontology annotation, biological process: translation. The coding region runs from base 96 to 389 and encodes 97 amino acids. Gene Ontology annotation, cellular component: ribosome; cytosolic large ribosomal subunit. Gene Ontology annotation, molecular function: RNA binding; structural constituent of ribosome. Lineage: Eukaryota; Metazoa; Chordata; Actinopteri; Cyprinodontiformes; Rivulidae. The record is from RefSeq and is a predicted model, not a curated record.